GCGCAGUGUAGAUUUUACUGAAUUAUUGUUAUAAUGAAGUCUAAUCGAUAUCGGCAUUCCGUUGGCGAUACUCAUGGCAUAGAGGGUGAUAACAUAGCCAUAAGUCGUGUUGAACGGCACUUAUCAAGUCGAAGUCGAUCUAGGAGCCGCGGUACAAAGGAAGCUGCAGGCAGUCGUAGACACAGGUCGCCUGGAUUCCAUGGUUCUGGCCAUAGAGUUGACCCAGAUGCCUCUGCAGCGGCUGACUACGAAGAUCCAAAUACCUGUGAUGCCGAUGUAGUUAAAACUCCACUUCUUAAUGCCAGUUCAUCAACAGGUAGUAUCGCAAAAUCGCGACCUGGACUACCCUAUAUAUACCAGCAAGCUGAGUUCAUUCGCAUUUGUACGGAUUUAGUACGCAAGUGUGAUUUUGAAUCUGGUCUCCGAGAUUUCUUUGGAAAACUAGAUUCCGGGAGUAGUGUUGACUUAUCGCAAUAUGCUGACAACCAGGUACGGAAAAAGCUUAGACAUUUGGGUCGAGCUCUUUACCUCAAUCGUGAGGGCAAUAUGUUAACUAAACCUGCGGAGUGUAGUAUAUCAUUCAUUGACGCUUUUGAUGAGAAAUUGAGCUACAUUCGUCAUAAGGCAGAACUCCAGGGUACCUACGUUCGUGCAGUAAGUGCUCCUGAAACACCAACGGAUAAUGACACACCCAGUGUUGAUAUAGAUUCUGGGUCACUCUUAAGUUUGCGUGAGAUGCAUGAGCAAGGUUUUUUCGUUGGUUACGAGGACAUGCAGAAGGAGUUUAUAUCUCGUCAUGCUUCUCGCGACGUUUGGGGCAAGCCUGCAAGUGAGCAGGUUGCCUUAUCCAGGGAGUCUGAUAAAGAAUCAUCCCAGCCUUGGCGUGUGUUUGACCGCAAGGAGCUUGAGUUAGCUUCGGGAAUUGACCGAGCUAAAUACGAGCGUCUUCUAGAAUCAGGUAAUGAAAUGUCAACUUCAUUUGCCCCUGGGAAGUUACACACUUCAUUUAUUUAAUGAAUUCCUAUGCACAUCUUUUAUAAUAUAGAGCCU
Messenger RNA from Babesia bovis T2Bo, 1050 nucleotides. RefSeq lists its product as uncharacterized. Bases 34 to 1014 code for a protein of 326 amino acids. Lineage: Eukaryota; Apicomplexa; Aconoidasida; Piroplasmida; Babesiidae. The transcript has a single exon. The record is from RefSeq and is a predicted model, not a curated record.